GUCGACAUGCUUGCCCAGAUUCCACCGGUAUGUCUUGUGUUUGUGUUUAUUCUGACGGUGUCGCGGUGUAUGGAACGCUGUAGGAAGUGUCAAACAAUGGAGCGUCAUUAGCUUGUCUGUCGGCAAUGGAAAUUUCAAUACGUGGACGAGUAUUGUUAACGAUUUAUUUCGAAGUUUUAAUUGUUACGACAUCAUUUAGUGUCUUGAGCGAAACGCCACAGUUCUGUGUUUCGGAGGAGGAUGGUAGUAAUUCCUGUCACCCAAGGAACCUUUGGAACACUGACAGGUACAUUUUGUAUGACGUGAAUCCACCGGAAGGAUUCAAUUUGCGCCGAGAUGUUUACAUGCGAAUGGCAGUUCUUAUGAAGACGUUGCAGUCUCAUGGGAACUGGAAACUGGUGUUACCUCCAUGGCCAAAGCUUUAUCACUGGCAAUCAACAGAUGUUGGAAGACAGGACAUGCUGCCUUGGAGCUUAUUUUUUGACAUAGAGAGCCUCAAAAAAUUUACCCCAGUUGUGGAAAUGACAGAUUUUUUUUCCGGAUUGAGUAGCCAGCCUGAAAAAGUGACAGAACGGUUUGUGGUUGGUGAAGUAAACACAACCAUAAUUGACCAUGUUUUCUAUCUACAACACCCAAAGGACCUGUGGAAAGAUGAAAAUUUUGAAGAAAGAUAUAGUAUUGAUGAGUGCCCUCAGAGCAUUCCUUACAGGAAAGUAACAAAAGAUGGGAUAUGGAGAGGAAAAUUCUGGGGCUAUUCUAACCUCACAGCUACAGAUUUGAAAUGCAUUUCUUUUCAUGGACAUGUCUCGCUUCUGGAAGACAUUCUGAAAAACAUACAUAAGAGAGCAGUCAUGAUUGAUCAUGCAGAAAUUGCUCUGCAUGAUGCAUUUGGUGAUAAAGUAUACUGGGAAGUGAGGAGGAGUAUGAGAUUUGCAUUGCCACUUGUUGAGAUAGCAACAGAAUUCAGGAAAGAUUUUCUUGACUCUGAUGAUGACACUGAUGGUACAGUAAGGCCAAGGGACUGGCAGAUGGAAAAGGGAUUUUCUGAAGCACAUGGUGGACCAUACCUGUGUGUACAUCUGAGGAGAAAAGAUUUUGUCUGGGCAAGGGCAAAAGAUGUACCCAGCAUCAAGGGAGCAGCCCAACAGAUCUCCGAGUUGUUAAAGAAUUUGGAGUUGGACACAGUAUUUAUCGCAACAGAUGCUCCAAAAGAAGAGUUUAAAGAACUGAAAUCAUUUCUGAGGGGAUACAAUGUGUUAAGAUACAAAGCCCCAGCUAAAGUGAAAGAGAAGUACAAAGAUGGAGGUGUUGCAAUUAUAGAGCAAAUAAUUUGCUCACAUGCAAGGUACUUUAUUGGAUCAUAUGAGUCAACAUUUUCAUUUCGUAUCCAGGAAGAGCGUGAAAUAAUGGGGUUUCCUACUGAAGCAACAUACAAUAGAUUGUGUGGAGAUGGAGUGAGGAACUGCUCAAAGCCUGCUCAGUGGAGAGUGGUAUUUUAAUAAAUAAACAUGCUGUUAUUAAUUCAGUUUGCACAAAACAAUCCUGGUUGAGAUAAAUGACCAGUGAUAAGUUUCUUCUGUGGAAUGUAAGAUGACCAAUAAUUUAAUACAUUUCAAAUAGUUGUACAUGAUGCUGUUAAUCUGUUUCUGCAGUAAAUUUCCACAUUACAUUGUA
Messenger RNA from Schistocerca americana (American grasshopper), 1674 nucleotides. Its product is annotated as GDP-fucose protein O-fucosyltransferase 2. Gene Ontology annotation, biological process: protein O-linked glycosylation via fucose. Gene Ontology annotation, molecular function: peptide-O-fucosyltransferase activity. Lineage: Eukaryota; Metazoa; Arthropoda; Insecta; Orthoptera; Acrididae. The record is from RefSeq and is a predicted model, not a curated record. The transcript has 10 exons. The coding region runs from base 126 to 1499 and encodes 457 amino acids.